AUGGAAAGCAAGGAUAAAAUGUUUUGGACUUCCUCCGAAAACUUCGACGACGUUAUAAUCGAACCAGAUAUUUCAACAGCUAUUGAAUCUUCUCUUCAAGAAAAUCAAAAGAUAUAUCAGCAAAUUUAUUCAAAUGAAAUCAUUUCGGAUUUUCCAUUGGAACUUUCAACAGAUGAUAUUUGUCUGGGCUAUCAGUUGACAGAUUCCUAUCCUUCUUUCGAUGCCUCUUCUGCUGUACAAUUACCAUUUGAUUCCUAUCCUACACUUGCUACGGAUUCAAUUUUAGCGUCACCAAAUAAUCUUAAUACACAACAAAACUUGCAUUAUUUCUUUAAUACACAACAAUUUAGUAAUCAAAUUUCUGAAUAUGCAAUUCCUUCUAGUUCACACCACAUAAAUCUCUUGGAAACUUCUGAUUCUUUGUCGAUCUCUCAACCAAAUUUUCUUGAUCUACCAUUUGAUUCUCCUCCUUGUCAAUCAAUUUUUACAAUUGGUGUACACAAUAAUCAAGAAUCAAAUAAUCAUGAUGAUAAUUCUACAAUAUAUGAAUCUAAACAAGAGAAAAAAAAGCGUCAGAAUAAGGUCGCUGCACAAAAAUCUCGAGAAAAAGCAAAAAAUUUAUUAAUCGCAUUGCAGGAGGAAAAUGAUAGAUUGAAGAAAGAAUAUGAAGAGAAAUUGGAGGAAAUUAAAAGAUUGAGGUUCAUAUUAAAUAGAUUAAAGGAGGAACGAGGCGGAAUGGAAAAUUUUUCUAACAAAAUUUAA
This is a messenger RNA of Funneliformis mosseae, 762 nucleotides long. NCBI's taxonomy places the organism in Eukaryota, Fungi, Glomeromycota, Glomeromycetes, Glomerales, Glomeraceae. The record is from the annotation of a GenBank genome assembly.